AUGACUGCGAAAUUCUCGAAUGUGGCGUUCAUGGAUGUAUUGGAAAAUAGUUCCAUCAAUAAAAGCGAUAUCUCUGUCUGCACGGGAAUGUGGGCCUUUUCUGUGGAUCAUUCAGAAGGGUAUCCUCAAACGUCAUCGGCUCAUCAGGUUCCAGCGCGACCCUGUGGCGACAACGGGAAGUAUACUUCAGACGUCGAACGAAGUCGGUCAUAUUUAAGAAAUGACCGGCGUUUCGUUGGAACCCCAUUUUACACCACUGCAACCGGAAAAAAGACAACCACCAUGUUGGAUAUCCGGCCCCAGCUCCCCAGGGCUUCUGGCUCCAUGGGGGACCCAACGACAGAAUCCCCGAGUGUCCAGAAACUAAUCCGCUCUUUGGAACUCAAGCCGCAUAUCGAAGGCGGGUACUUUGCGGAAACGGACAGGGAUGAACAGAAGGUGGCAUUAACGUCGAAAGAAGACGUGAGGGCAGUUCAGUCCGACGGCUCUGCCUCGCCUGACAACAAAAGACACCUGAGCACAUCGAUAUUCUACUGUCUCACGCCGCGGAGCCCUAUUGGGGCGUUCCAUCGGAAUCGAAGCAAGACUGUUCAUAACCUCCACCGUGGGCGAGGAAUGUAUGUGACUCUGACGCCGAAAGACGACGGAGUUGACAUUGAUACGUUUGCUGUGGGACAUGAUGUUGCCAAAGGCGAGAAGCUUCAGUGGGUUGUUGAUGGUGGGAGCUACAAAGCGAGCUUUCUCCUCCCAGACGAUGAUGAUCCGAGUUCGUCGGUCCUGCUGAUCAGUGAGACGGUCGUUCCGGGUUUCGACUUCAACGAUCAUGAUUUUCUCCGCCGAGAUGCCCUUCGUGACAUGGUCGGAGGAACAGAGUUUGAGCAACUCAAGGCGCUGCUUCGGGAGAAUUUUCCUAACGAGCAGUAUUCUAGUUAA
Molecule: messenger RNA, 933 nt
Organism: Aspergillus terreus NIH2624
Lineage: Eukaryota; Fungi; Ascomycota; Eurotiomycetes; Eurotiales; Aspergillaceae
Product: cupin domain-containing protein
Exons: 2
Coding region: 1-933 (310 amino acids)
Cellular component (GO): intracellular anatomical structure
Source: RefSeq, a predicted model, not a curated record